This is a messenger RNA of Thlaspi arvense, 666 nucleotides long. NCBI's taxonomy places the organism in Eukaryota, Viridiplantae, Streptophyta, Magnoliopsida, Brassicales, Brassicaceae. The record is from the annotation of a GenBank genome assembly.
AUGCAGCAUUUACUCUUCGCCGUCGUACUUUUCGAGGUCGCGGUGAUAAUGGCACUUUCUUUUAAGACGCCGAUUCGGAAGCUAUUGAUCAUGGGCCUGGAUCGUGCGAAGCGUGGCCGUGGACCGGUGGUGAUUCAGACGGUUUCGGCUACUGUUUGUGUGGUUCUGGUGACGAGCGUGUACAGUAUAAUGAAGAUCCAGAAUCGCUGGAUCGAGGACGGUGCAAUGAACCCAACGGAUGAGGUUAUCAUGGCCAAGCAUCUCCUGGAAUCGACUCUCAUGGGUGGGUUUCUGUUCCUGGGGCUAAUGAUAGACAGGCUGCAUCAUUACAUGAGAGAGCUGCGCAUAAGAAGGAAGAUGAUGGAAGCUAUAAAGAAGGAAGGAGCGGUUUUGGAAAGUGUAAAAGCCAGAGCUUCUGAUGAAGUUAAGAGCUUGAAAGAGGAAAUAAUGUCGCUGAAGGAGAGGCAGAAGCAGCUGGCCUCUGAGUUUGAAGCAAUUUCUAAAGAGAUCCGUACUGAAAAAACCAGUGGGAUUGCUCUAGAGAAGCAAUCUGAAGGUUUCCUCACUGAGUUUAACCGGUUGUUUGACGAAAACCGGGAUCUUCGAGCGCAAUUGCACACUGUGGAUUCGAGAAUCUCGCGUUCAAGCAGCAAGAAGAAUACUUGA